Messenger RNA from Silurus meridionalis, 7177 nucleotides. It is a transcript of the gene arhgef12b, whose product is annotated as Rho guanine nucleotide exchange factor (GEF) 12b. Gene Ontology annotation, biological process: intracellular signal transduction; G protein-coupled receptor signaling pathway. The coding region runs from base 1417 to 5739 and encodes 1440 amino acids. Gene Ontology annotation, cellular component: cytoplasm. The record is from RefSeq and is a predicted model, not a curated record. The transcript is spliced from 40 exons. Gene Ontology annotation, molecular function: guanyl-nucleotide exchange factor activity; G protein-coupled receptor binding. NCBI's taxonomy places the organism in Eukaryota, Metazoa, Chordata, Actinopteri, Siluriformes, Siluridae.
ACCGAGGGAGUGGUUCGUUUCCCAGAGCGCAGGAAUCUGCCGAUCUAAUUUUUUUAAAACCUAAACUCUGGGAAUAUCUGCCGAAUUUUUUUUACAAUCAUAUAAAUAUAUAAUACAUUUUUCUUUGCAGUGUUUUUUAUUUUUUUAGGAGUACAUUUCUAACCAGGAUUUGACGCUUGGAAACAUAUCCGGGAGCUCUUUCGUUUUUUUUUUCUUUUUGUUUUGCAUUUCAGAGCGAUAGAUUUUCCAAACAGGCUUUUCGGCAAGAGAAAAGGAGAAACAUAAGGAUUUUUCGGGGGAAAAAAACAUGGAAACAGGGAGUAAAAACAGCGGACAAAAUGACUGAACCCAAGUUUCCAGUUUGGGGAAUACGGCGGAUAAACACGGAGUUGGUUCUCGGGUGUUGUGCGGCGGAGGAUGGUUCAGGAUUAAAGUAGGAUUACUUUUUUGUCCAUUUUUUUCUUCCAUCCAGCAGCAAAGUUUAUUAGUAAACAAAUCAAGUGUAAAGAUUUUGGCAUUAAAGCGUUGAAAAGUUGUUGUGGGGGGAAAACAAAAGUAUCCGGGUCUCAAGCCAAACGGAGUUACAAUGAAACCUUCGGCACGGCGGAUGUUUUGAAGCCGCAGAAGAUCCUGUAUAAGAGACAUUGUUUCCAAAAAGGACAAAAACCCCCCCCAAGAAAACUGCAAUUCUGUUGCAGGGAAAAAAAACCACAAAUUACAACUUUAUAUAUAUUUUCCCCUCAUUGAAAUGCGAGAUUUUCCGUCUCAAUCCCGAUGACACGACACUCUGUUUUCUUUUCCCACAGAAGUCAACGUUCACGUUGCCUGAAGGGCGACAUUACAGAAAAAAGACCCCAAAAUAAUAAAAAAAAAACACCAAAUACACGAUGAAGUUGCGGGAAAUUAGCUUUUAAUUCAUCCGGACACUUUAGACAACGUUGAAUUUUUGGAGAAAAAAAAGUUUCAUGGGGAAAAAAUAUUCGCCUUUUUUCUUCCAGCUUGGACUCAGAGACCGAGAAAGAGUCGUGUAAUGAUUAGACUUUUUAAUAUUUAUUUCCCAAAUAUUCACAAUUUUUUUUACUAAAACUGUUUUGCGGGACUCCUGGAUGUUGUUUUUUUCACUUUAAUUUUGUAUAUUUGUGCAAUUUUAGUUAAAACGAGACACUUUUUCUGUGCCUGUUACUUCUACACAUCGUUGGAGUCGCCUCAUGUAAACUCACUUAGCUUAGCAUAGUUUUUUCUCCAUUCGCCAUUGGUGAAAUACUUUUUUUUUGUAUAUUCUGGAUAAUAAAUAACCACCAAAGUUCAUCUUUUGGAGCAUUAGAAACACCUAGACGAAUACACCAGUGUUUUACUAUGGUAAAAUGCUAGUUGGAUAAAAACCGAAGGUGGAAAAAGGAAAGAAACGGAAGCCCAAUGAGCAGCUCACAGUUUACAGUAGCUGACAGGUUUCCCAAAAAACCAACCAGACCAGGAAGUAUUAUCAACAAGGACCACCCCCCCGACAAGAAACCCAAGAGCGAGAAGGUGUCCGCACCACCCACACAUGACUUUGACCCCACAGAGCUGCCUGUGCAGAGUGUAGAACGAAGGCCCGAGUCGUGUGGGCUUGUCCAGAGGUGUGUGAUCAUCCAGAAGGAUGAGAAUGGCUUCGGGUUGACGGUGAGCGGCGAUAAUCCAGUAUUUGUGCAGCUGGUUAAAGAGGAUGGAGCUGCUAUGCGAGCUGGCGUUCAGACGGGUGACAGAAUCAUCAAGGUCAACGGGACUCUAGUAACACAUUCCAAUCAUGUCGAAGUUGUGAAGUUAAUCAAAUCGGGUUCGUACGUGGCUCUGACGGUGUUGGGGAGACCCCCGGGUUUGCCGCAGAUCCCCUUAUCAGAGGGAGAAGGAGAUGGAGACACACUUUCGUCCCUCAGCUCCCCCUAUUCCCCCGGCCCCACUGUAGCAGAGCGCUCAUCCUCUUCCUCAACCUCUCCCUCCGAGCGCAUCACCUCCCCUUUACCCGCAUGGGCUAUGAAGGAGGAGUACAGCAGAAACCCUACAGCGAGACUACUGAAGGACAUCCAGGAGGCCCAGAAGCACAUUCCUCUACUUCCGAGCCAGCUCAGCAAAGCUACCACGGCUGGCCAGGAUGGCCUGCUUUUUCCGAGGCCGGGGGAAGGAGACUCGGAGAAAGGAGGAGGGUUAGGAGACGUGGACACUUCUCCAUCCUGGCACUUUGACACAGAGUCCCCCAUGAACAGCAACUCGGCACCGGUCACGCCAAGUAUGAUCCCAGAAAGCAUGUACCAAAGAGACACGCCAUGCCACAGCCCAAAGUCGACGCUGCGCGUCAGCCUCAACUCGUGCCCGUCUCCCGAUGGCGAGGAUGCAGUCGACCUGGACUCAAACUAUCCGUGUAGCGUGGGGAGCCCAUCGUCCCGUCUGCCUCCUCCCAUCAUCGGAGCUGAGGACGAUGACUUCGACACCGAACAGGAGCAGAUGAACGGUCAGUGUAGCUGUUUUCAGACCAUAGAGCUGUUGAAGUCUCGACCUGCUCAUCUUGCAGCCUUCCUGCACCACGUGGUCUCUCAGUUCGACCCUGCACCUCUGCUGUGCUACCUCUAUGCCGAGCUUUACAAGCAGAGCAACCCCAAAGAGACGCGGCGGAUAUUCGGGGAGCUUCACUCCACGUUCAUGGACCGAUCAGCGCAACUGAAAGUUACGGUGCCAGAUUUAAUCUCAGCUGACAUGGAUCGAUGGAAGCCUGAUUUACUUCCAGAGGAUAUUCAAAGACAGCAUGUGCAACAGAUACAGGACAUACUUCUACCUGACAUCCAGAAACAUCUGGAAGACUUCAGGCAGAAGCGCAGUAUGGGCCUGACUCUGGCUGAAGCCGAGCUCAGCCGACUCGACACGGAGCGCGUGCGAGACCGCGUGGCCCUGGAGAGAGAGCGCUCCUGUUCGGAGCAUAUCAUCUCCAAGAUCAAUGAAGUCUUGUUGACGCCAUCGGCUACCGAGGAGGAGAAGUGUACGGCCAUGCAGUUCGUCAUCCAGGCCUACAUGAAGCACCUCGGGGUCAAGGUGAAGGAAUCUCGGGGCUUCGAGCCCAAGCCCAAGCUAAUAAACCUUCUCCCUAAAAUCAAGAAGACGAUAAAACCGGAGAAGGACGGAAGCGUUGAGGAGAAGCUGAAGAAAUCCCGCUUCCAGAUCAUCCGCGGCCAUAACAAAAGGCCCAGCAGGACAGACGUCUCCUCAAUUACCAAGGCUCUAGAGCAGAGCAAGCAGCGGACACAAAAGCAGCCGUCGCAGAUCUCACUAGGCACGACCGAUCCGCCCGAAACACCUUCAGCAGGCCGGACACGGAGCAGUCAGUCCAGCGAAGGGCCGGACGGCAGCACGAGCGCCGUCAGCUCCCCUCCUUUCAGCGCUUCCCCCUCACAGAGCUCCGACAGCACAACCAGAGAGUCAGAAUCAGGUGCUACUCCGUCAUCAGCAUUACCCAGGCUCGGAGAGGUCGGCCCUCAGGGUGAAGGACCGGACUCCUCUACGUCAGUCACGCACUUCGACUUCACCUGUCCUCUGGACCAUCUCCAACAGGAGGAGCCUGAAAUGGACAGAAAUCCCGAUGGAGGAACGCCACGGCCGCUCAGAAGGAUGGAGCUGUUGAGCUCGGGAGAGGUGCAGAGCGAGGACGAUCAGGCGUUUGAGGUGGAGCCGGAGCAGGACCCUCCUCACUGGCAGACGUUGGUGAGCACAGACGUCCUCGCGCUCCUGCCGCAACAUGAGAUCAAAAGGCAGGAAGUGAUCAAUGAACUGUUCUACACGGAGCGCGCUCACCUGCGCACGCUGAAGGUCCUGGACAACGUCUUUUACCAGAGGAUGAGCCGAGAGACUAUACUGCCCCCUGCAGACAUCAAAAACAUUUUCGCCAACCUGGAAGAGAUCGUCCAGCUACACGUGUCUAUAACAGAGCAAAUGACGGCCAUUCGGAAGAAGAACGAGACGACAGUCGUGGACCUCAUAGGAGACGAUUUGCUGUCCUGGUUCAGCGGAACGGAAGAAGAUAAGAUCAAGCGGGCAGUAGGAACCUUCUGCAGUAACCAGCCCUUUGCUCUGGAGCUUAUCAAGAGCAAGCAGAAGAAGGAUCAACGAUUUGCUGCCUUUGUGCAGGAUGCCGAGAGCAAUCGGCAAUGUCGAAGGCUCCAGCUGAAGGACAUGAUCCCGGUGGAGAUGCAGAGACUCACCAAAUACCCGCUUCUGCUCGAGAACAUCGCGAAAUACACCGACGACAUCGAAGAGAAAAGCAAAGUGAAACGAGCCUGCGAAUGCUGCCGGCAGAUCCUCAACCACGUCAACCAGGAAGUCAAAGAAGCUGAAAACAAACAGAGGUUAGAAGACUACCAAAGAAGACUGGACCUGUCAUCACUGAAGCAGAGCGAGUACCCUAUGAUUGCAGAGUUUAAGAACCUCAACUUGACCAAACGGAAAAUGGUGCACGAGGGACCACUUUCUUGGAAAGUGAAUAAAGACAAGACUAUUGAGCUCUACACGCUCCUGCUAGAGGACAUCCUGGUGCUGCUCCAGAGGCAGGAUGAAAAGCUGAUCCUGAAGUGCCACAGUAAGAAUCUGGCAGGCACGGCCGAGACAAAACACAUCUUCAGCCCGAUCAUCAAGCUCAGCACCGUCCUGGUGCGCUCUGUAGCAACAGACAACAAAGCGUUCUUCGUAGUGUCCAUGUCGGAUUACGGGGCACAGAUCUAUGAGCUGAUGGCGCAGACCGUGUCCGAGCAGAAGACGUGGCACGACCUCAUCGGGCAAAGGGCAGAUUGUAUGAAGAGCCUGCCUCAGAACGACCCGGAGCGGGAAGCUGACGACGAGAUGAACACUGGUAUGCCGAAACUGAACAAAGAUCCAGAUCGCAUCUCUACUGGAAGCGUCCAGUCCCCAGAAAAAGAUGCUACUUCAGAGAUCAUCCAGCUCCCUGCAGCAGGAAGCAACCCAUUUGACACCAAGUCAGAUGAUGAGGAAGAGGCAGAGGAAGAGGUUGAGCGCUCAAACUCGCUGCAGGUUCAGGAGGAGGAGGAGGAGGCCUUCCUAGACACGGAGCUUGCCGAAAGACUCCCGUUCUUGAAGCAGGGCUCGAGGCACGCCAUCGCUGUAGAAGAUCUGCCUCCGCUAAUGGCGGACGAGGCGCUUCGAACCUUGGCUACUCUGAGACAGCUCCUGAUUAACCACAUGGACGGUCAGGAGGAUGUGGACAGGGAGAGGGCGGAGACUCAGCUGCCUGAAUUGAGGGAAGGAUCUUUGCAAGGCCCGGAGGAAAACGCUGCCCCCAGUAGCUCAGUGGAGAACGGCGCGGAGAGAACGGAGACGGCACACGCCAGGACGGAGAACCGCCACGAGCUGCCUUCAGGAGAUACAGGCUUCUUCGAAACCUCAGAGGACUUUGUAGGUAGUUACAUGGUGCUGGAGGGUUACGGCGGUUCUGGCGAGAGCAGCACUGAUGACGACGGGCAGCUCUGCAGCACCGAGCGCACAGCAGCAGGAGACUCUGGCAUCGACCUGAAGAAGCUCCUGUCCUCGACUUCCUCUGAGAGCAAAGGGCCCAACUUUAGCAGACAGAUCAUGACCCACUUGCGCCUGCUUCAGGCCAACCUCCAGCAGCUGAAGGAUGUAGAAUCAAAAUAUAACCAACUAUGCCAAAGGCACUCGGAGCAACCAGCUACUGAAUCAGAAGAAAACAAAGAUAAAAGCUAGUGUUCCUGGAGCUGUGGUUUUCCUGUUGGAAGUAGAAUAAAUCGGGUCAACAGGAAGGAUUUGCUGCUCCCUGCUCAACUCUUUGCGCAUCUUAAAAAGACCCCCGAAACAAACCUCAUACACACGGUGCAGGACAAACCCAGGUUCGCUUUCUGUGGAAAGAACAGGGGGAAAUUUCUGGAGACGUUCCAUCAUCAAUUCCUAGUUUCUCCAGCUAUUUAUUAGGAGUUAUGAAGACUUUGAUUGAAGCAGCUUUUGACAAAAAAAAAAAAAAGGAAAAAAAAAGAAACAUGAUGGUGGGUGCACGGCUCCAUAGGACGCACAGAAACCUCAUCUCUUCUAGUUUUUGGUUUUGAGAGCGUAACAGUUUCCCAGGUGGAGUCCUUUCGACCUUCGACUGCAAUUGACUCACGAAAUGUCCUUCAUAAGGACUGCGUAAAGCCCGAACCGAUCAUUCCUGUUGUAUAUGGAUAUGAAUGUUACCGCGACGCACCUACGCGUCUGACCACUAAACCACACGAGGAGCGGCUACUGAAUCGGAGCUUCAUAAUCAGAAUGUCGAAUCAGUUUUCUCCUGGUCGGCUUUCGCUAAACUGUUUGAGGAAUCGCGAUCGGACGUGAAAAGGAAAGCCGCUAUAGAAGAAUCGAUGUUACUGCUGUCACUGUGUGCAGGGGGACAUUCCUGCUUUCCCCGUGUCCUCACAGACAAACCGGAAGCCUCCGAGUCAUAACCUUAAGCUUUCCCCUCCCCUCCACUACAACAUUCUGUUGCAUGACGCUACUGAAGAUCUCUCGGGUCGAGAGAAAGCACAACUUUUCUCACCAUGUGGCACUAAUUAUUAUAUAUAUAUAUAUAUAUAUAUAUAUAUAUAUAUAUAUAUAAAAUUACACACACACGUCUAUUGUACAAAGCCAAACAUGAGCUGAAGAUUUUUUUCGUUUGAUCCGGGGACGAAGUUUAGAGCGGAAGACCCUCCAAAAGGUCUGUAAAUUUGUAAAAUUAUGACCAACACUGCAUUUCUUACAGAGACCUAAUUCCUUUUUUUCUGCUUUUUCCAUUUUAUAUAUAUAUAUAUAUAUAUAAAAUGUCGUGUAUUAUUUUAACAGAACCUACUAAAAGAAAACAAAAGAGGAAAAAAAAAAUAAAUGACUGCAAGCUCUACUUAAAUAUUAAUGUAUUCUGUACUGUUUAUUGGCUAAUGUUCAUGAGGUAUUCUAUUAUUAUUAUUGAGCACUAUUAAUGAUCUUUUAGCUUAAGAGAGAAAUAUCUCUAAUCGCGUCAUGAUGUUUUGGAAAAGAUUUAUUGCACAACGUUUCCUUUUGGUUUUUACUCACUGAAGAAGAAAGUGCUGAGUGUUUCUUGACAGGACAAAAAAUUUAUCGGAAACCACUUCGCCAUGCCGCAGAUUUAUUCAAUAAACUGGAAAGACGAAUUGUC